Spirometra erinaceieuropaei is the source of this 2109-nucleotide messenger RNA. The record is from the annotation of a GenBank genome assembly. NCBI's taxonomy places the organism in Eukaryota, Metazoa, Platyhelminthes, Cestoda, Diphyllobothriidea, Diphyllobothriidae.
AUGGAGAUCCGCAAGAGCCUAGAGGCAAACUUUCUCACCUGUCGGAUUUGCAAUCAACCCUUUCGGGAACCCAAAGUGCUCCUAUGUAUGCACACCUUCUGCAAGCCCUGUCUGGAGCACGUGCUGGAACAGGACAAGCUGCAGGCUGCGAGGAAACGUCGAGAACUGGAAAAGCAACGGUCGAGUGGCUACUCCUCGACCUCGUCCUCCGUUUCUACCUACAAGGGACGAUGGUCACGCGCCUUUAAGAGUUCCGGAUACGGCAGUGAAAGCUCCUCCACCUCCUAUGACAUCUACGGCAAACAUAGGUUCAGCGAGGAUGAGAUCCAGUGCCCGGUGUGUGAGAAGAAAACAACUUUACCGAUGUCCGGGGUGCACGGUCUGCCCGACGAUCAAUUGGCGGGAAAAUUAGCCUCCAUCGUGGGUCGCAUCCCCAAGUAUCCCGUGUGUGAUGUCUGUGGUGGCAGUGCAGGCGACGGAUGUCAGACAAAAGACUCCGAGCUCACAGUGGCCUCCAGAGAGCUGCCCAAAGCCGUUGUUCAAGCCCGUCCUUGGACUGACGCCGAGGAUGGCAGCACUAGUGAUAUUCAAACGACUGAGGAUGAGGACGAACAGCCGACCACUCCGGCUCAGAGGAGUUUUGGAUUUCGGUCCGGUCUCCUGCGCCAUACUCGGCGCCACCGCCCAGCUCAGAAGAACAAGAGGCCAGCCAACGUGUCUGAUGACGAGUCUAGGAUGCGCCCUGCGAUCACCCCUUGCCCUACCAAUCAGACAGAGCCUCACAGGGCUAUUGCAGCUUGUCUGGAGUGUGGUAAGCGACUGUGUGAAUACUGUCACGGGAAUCACACGAGGAUCGCAGUAACAGCUGAUCAUGUAAUUGUGUCUUUGGAACAGCUCGAGUCCAUGUACUGUGCGCGACACCCACGGGAACUGCGUCGGUUCUUCUGCGUCACUUGCGGUGAGUUAAUCUGCCUGGUGUGUACUUUUGAGUCCAGUUUCUCCGGUGCAAGUUCUGAUGUCAAUUCUGACAACCCCACCUCGCCAUCGCCAUGUGGCCACUCAGAACACGAGGUCCUGUCCAUUCGGCAAGGCCUAUGCACCCUCGAGCGGAGCAUUAACAAGGCAGCCUUUGACUGUAAGCAGAAGGCCGAACGCCUGGAACUCUUGCUUCUUGGUAUCCGUUCGUGUGAAGGUCAUGUGAAGGCCCUAAAGGACGCGAUUGAGGCAGCUGCUGAAGAGAUGACACAGACAAUAGCCAGCAGAAAGGAAGCGCUACUCCGCCAACUGGAUGUUGAUGUGGGUGUGCCUCUAGACAGUCUGGUCAGUCAGUGUGAGACCAUUGUGAACUCUGUAACUAGCUGGGAGGAAUUGCAAAGUGAAGACAGUUACCUGGAUUCUUUGUCUGGGCUGCAUCCAGUCCAAGCAGUCACUGACGCCAGUCUGAUUCGAGAUCGUUUUGUCGGCUGCCUCGAAGUCCUAAAUGCAUCCAUUCCAAGGACGGAUAACUGGUCAAAACUGGUCGCGGAGGUGGACAGUCUGGCACAAAAUUUCAAUAAACUGAACUGUUUAGAAGAUGGAAAUUAUGCGCCAGAUGCAGAUGUAGGAAAGAUGGAGAACGGGGAGGUGGAGGGCAGUGCGUUUCCACUAGAAAAUGGCGAAUUAAAGAUUUCAAAGCGUGUACGUUUUAAACCCCCAGCUGAGUUCGCCGGGGUAAUACCAGCCUCCUAUACUGCCCACUGGACACGCCGCCUCGGCAAGUUCAUCAAGGGCGCCGGCGUUCAGCUGGGUCGCCGGGUCACACCUGGACAGUUAGCAGCUGAAGCGGCCCAGCGCCAGGAGAAGGUUGUGAGCCGGGCCAUCCAAGCCAGCCCUACAGACGUGCAUGGUAAGCCCCUGCCGGCGGAGAAGGACUCGCGCCGACAUCGUGCCAUACAAGUCGAUCUCUUACUGGCCAAUAAAACUGACCUCUCGGUGCAGACUGAACCCUGUGCCGCUGGAGCGACGGCACUCAGGGGAAAGCAGGACGCUGGCACGCAGUACCUGAGCUCAGACAUCAACAUGCCGUUGAGCUUCUUUCGCAGUUCUCGACAGAUUGUUGUUCAGCAAUGA